Lathyrus sativus (Indian pea) is the source of this 249-nucleotide messenger RNA. NCBI's taxonomy places the organism in Eukaryota, Viridiplantae, Streptophyta, Magnoliopsida, Fabales, Fabaceae. The record is from the annotation of a GenBank genome assembly.
AUGAGUUCUUACAGUCCUCAACAACUAGAAGAUGAUAUUGUUCAAUUCUCAUUCGACAAGAACUAUGCCUUACAUGGAAAGAUAAUUCUUCUUGUUGUUGUCAUUGGUUUCUCUCUUUUCAUGGUGUUCAUAUUCAUGAUACCGUGUGUGAAGAAGCAUGCUACGCGUUGUCAGGAACCAGAAACAGGUCAUGGAGAUUCCAUGGAAGAAUCAAACAAUACUCUUUAUACCCUCAAGAGCAGAAGAUAA